CUUCCGACUGAACUUGAAGAAGCAAUCAUUUUACCUGAAAAAGAUUUAGACGAUAUGACUAUUCAUCGAUUAGAAGAUGUACCCGCAGUUCAUCGUCAUCCUAUUACCAAUAGGAAAAAAACACCGAGUAAAUUUACUCAAUAUAGUUCUGAUGGCCAACUGCAUAAGAAAAGUAAACAGGUCUAUGAUCAUACGCCUCACGAGGUGUUUGUAGAGUUAGAAGAAUUAAAAGGAGCAGAAUGGAAGGAAACUGCACGUUGGAUUAAAUUUGAAGAAGAUCUUGAAGAACGUGCUGAUAGAUGGGGUAAACCGCAUGUUGCUACGCUAUCUUUUCAUAGUUUGUUGGAACUCCGAAGAUGCUUUGAAUACGGCACCGUACUACUUGAUCUUGAAAAGCAAGAUUUUCCAGAUAUCGUCAAUGCAAUCGUAAACGAUUUAGCGACCACUAAUCAGCUUUCAGCUUCUGAUCGAAACAGCCUUAUUGAAGUUUUGCAAUUAAAGCACUCUCAUCAUCACGAUCAUCAUAGCAGUUCAUUUUUCAAAUAUAUGGGUUCUGUAGCACACUUAGCUGGUGAUGAAGAAAAUGUAGCUGAAAAUGACUUACAUACUCCUAAGAAAGGUCACACUAAGAGGAACAGAUUCAACUGGCUACGUUCAUCAAGUCAUGAUAUUGAAGCUGCUCGUUCUACAACUGUAAGAGAGCACGAAUAUCAUGACAAAGAACUCUUAAAAAAAAUCCCAACUGGCUCAGAAGGCAUGACUGUUUUAGUUGGCUCUUUAGAUAUGCUUGAUUGUGCUGUUGUUGCUUUUGUUCGAUUGUCGACUGGCCACUUACUGGAUAAUAUGAUGCAAGUUCCAAUACCUGUUCGAUUUUUUUUUAUGCUGUUGGGCCCAAGUACAGAGUAUAUCGAUUAUCGAGAAGUUGGCCGUGCUAUUUCGACACUGAUGUCGAACAAGAUAUUCAAAGAAGCUGCUUAUAAGGCUAACUGUAGAGCCGACUUGUUACAAGGUGUUAAUUUCUUUCUGGACGGUAGCGUUGUUCUUCCACCUGGUGAAUGGGAUAAAGAUCUGUUAGAACCAGUUGUUAAAAGUAGACAAGUAAAAUCUGAAGAUGUCCCAGGUAUUUGCAAUGUUAAGGAAUUUGGAAGCAGCAGUUCAGACCUAGACCCUCUAAUGUAUACAAAAGAGUGUGGCAGCGGACUGCUACGUGACAUGCGUCGACGAUAUGCGCACUAUUUGAGCGACUACACGGAUGCAUUUAAUUUGCAAUGCCUUACAGCUUCUGUAUUUAUAUUCUUUGCUUGCAUGGCUCCCGCAAUUACAUUUGGAGCUAUUUUAGGAGAUUAUACUCAAGGAGUGAUUGGUGUUUCUGAGACGAUAGUCGCCACUUCCAUCUGUGGUAUUAUUUAUGCAGUUUUAGCUGGCCAACCGUUACUUAUUAUGGGAGCUACUGGCCCUAUCCUUGUUUUUGAAGAAGCGCUGUUCGAUUUUUGCCAACUAAACCACGUAGAUUUCUUGACCAUGCGUGUUUGGGUAGGCUUAUGGGUAUUUCUAAUUUUAUCUCUGGUCGUACUAUUGCAAGGAAGUUUUUUAAUACGAUACCUGACAAGAUUUACAGAAGAAAUAUUUGCGAGCUUGAUAUCAUUGAUUUUUAUAUAUGAAGCGAUUAAAAAUCUUUUGAAGAUUUACGCAACUGAUCCUGUUCUGUCGAACUACUGUAACGCAAGUUAUGUACCGAAGAAUUAUGCCGGCAGCUAUGCUAAUUAUACCUGCAUGGGAAAUUAUACCUUACUGGAUAUUGAUAAUAAUGGAACAACAAAGUGCAGUAAACCACACCCUAAUACGGCAUUGUUAUCAACUAUGUACUUUCUCGGUACAUUCGGCAUCAUUUAUGCGUGGAGAGUCUUUCGUAGGAGUAAAUUUCUUGGCACUUGGGCGCGACACAUGGUUUGUGAUCUUGGCAUCAUGAUUACUAUUAUUAUUAUGGUGCUUAUUAACGUCUACGGAGUUGGAAAUGUUGUUUACAUUAAAAGACUUGAUGUUAGGCCUGGCUUUUUAACCUUAUCACCUUAUCGCUAUAGUUGGUUGGUUAAUCCUUUUAAAAUAUCAAUUGGUUGGAUCUUUGCCGCUUUUAUUCCAGCUGCUCUUGUAAGUAUACUGCUAUUUAUGGAAAUUGAAGUUACGGAACUAUUAAUGAACAAGAAGAAUCUUAAAAUGAGAAAGGGCUCAGGCUUCCAUCUGGAUUUAAUGUUAAAUGGUCUUUGCGUUGGAAUUUUUUCAUUAUUUGGGUUACCGUGGAUGUGUUCAGCCACGGUUAGAUCUGCAUCGCACUUAAAAAGCCUGACAGUUUAUAGUAAAUGCUACGCGCCGGGCGAAAAACCCCAAGUUCUUUAUGUCAGGGAGCAAAGAUUAACUGCACUAUUGAUUCAUGUACUUAUGGGUAUUUCACUAUACUUUACACAAGUUAUUGAAGUCAUUCCCUAUGCAGUUAUACUUGGUGUGCUGUUGUAUAUGGGUAUUGCAUCUAUUACAGGAAUUCAGCUUUUUAAAAGAUUCAAAUUACUAUUUAUGCCGCUCAAGCAUCACAACGAAAUCUAUGUUAAAAAUGUGCCAACGCGUAAAAUUUAUUCUUAUACAUUAGUUCAAGUUUUCUUUCUAACCUUACUCUGGAUUGUUAAACUGACAGCAGCAGCUAUUGCGUUCCCAAUCUUAGUCCUAUUUUUAAUUCCUAUAAGAAAGGCAUUAGGAAGGUUUUAUACUGCCUCGGAAUUAGAAGCUGUAUGUACUGAAACAAAUAAAAUUAGCAAUGAUAAUGUUGAUCUUAAAAUAUAG
Trichoplax adhaerens is the source of this 2832-nucleotide messenger RNA. RefSeq lists its product as uncharacterized. NCBI's taxonomy places the organism in Eukaryota, Metazoa, Placozoa, Uniplacotomia, Trichoplacea, Trichoplacidae. The transcript has 13 exons. The record is from RefSeq and is a predicted model, not a curated record. The annotation marks the transcript as partial. Gene Ontology annotation, biological process: transmembrane transport; bicarbonate transport; monoatomic anion transport. Gene Ontology annotation, cellular component: plasma membrane. Gene Ontology annotation, molecular function: solute:inorganic anion antiporter activity; monoatomic anion transmembrane transporter activity.